CCCUAAAGAUUCAAAAAUCCCCAUAAACAACACCAGCACCUUCCAAAAAUUUUCAUUCGAAAAAAAUAAAAGCUCUGGAAACCAAAAUCAUCAAUCGAAAAUCCAGAUUCAACCCAUUUUCGAGCUCUUUCCAGCAAGCCAGAAGGUCAAAAAUGGUGUACAGUUACACCCCAACAUACUACUCCACUCUCCACGAUUCCAUCACCUCUAUCUGCAAACAGAUCCUCCCUUUUUCUUUCAAGAAGAAGAGGUUACCAGCUGCUGAACUCAGGCUUUCCAAGCUUCAAUCUGAUAAUCUAAAAUGGCAGCAGGAAUCGUUUCACCAGAUAUUGAACCUCAUGGGACUGCAUAAAGAAGGGAUUUUGGGUGAAGCUGAAGUUACUGCUUUUAGAACUCAUUUGCUCGAGACCCUUAUCGCUUCUCCGACAGAACUCGAACAGCCAGUUAUAUUGCGAGAUAAAUUGCUCUUCUUACAGGAACUGCUUUAUGCGAAAUGCAUAUCGGAGGAGGAGUACCAUUCUUCGAAAAGGCCUUUGUUGCAGCGGUUAGCUGUACAAGGGGGUGAGAUUGAGUCCAGAGAUGUAAUCGUCUCAAAUCCGAAAGAUUCGAGAGAGGAUCGAGAAGAAGAGUGGUCUGUUAUCGACUUGAAGGACGAGAAUUGCAGUGGUAACAGUGGCGGUGUAUUGCAUUCCAAGAAUAAAUCGAAGAUCAAAGGAGCAGCCUCGGUUUUCGGGUUGGGAUCGUCUCAGAAGCCAUGUAAAAGCAGAUCAGAGAAGAGCAUAUUCGAUGUGACUGGUUCGAAACCAUCUGCCUUUAUGGUGAGUUCUAUGGAAAACCCUUUUUGGGAUGGUCAUUUGAAGGGUAAGGAUAGCGAAACAAAAUCAAUUCUAAUGCAAGAAGAAACAUUCCCAAUGGAACCAAUGAAGGGAAAUGGUAGUGGAACUGAUAAGGCAAAGAGAAUGCCAUUUAAAACCCUCUUUCAUAGGGAGCAAAGAGAGGGGCAUGGUGGUGGAGGUGGUGAUAAUGGCUAUGGUUCAGAGGAGAAACCAUCAAAAUCAGCAAAGAAACAAUGGGGUUUAGAUGGAUUCAAGAAAUGGAGGAGAAAUGAUUCGGAGGACGAGACUGCUCCUUUGCCUCUGAACGAAAGAUCGGAUAGUGAAGCUUUCACGGGAUCAUGUCAUCUUGUUUCAUCUCCGAUCGGAGAGGGGCCGGACACAAAACAGAUAAAGAGGAAGUUGCUUGCAGAUGGAGCUCCAUCAGAUUUCUUCAUUGAUAAAGUCUUGGGAGACAAAAUAAAGAAGGAACUAUCACGGAUUCAAGCAGAGCUCUCCACAACCAACCCGAAUCUUAAGUUUUCGAAUGAUCAAAUUGAAGCAAUUUCCACAACUCUUCCUGUGGACAAGACUGACCUAAAAAAGUUCUUCCCCAAGUCAUGGUGUGAUAGAUAUGGAGAAGUUGUACUGGAUGUUGUGAAGAAAGAAUUCAAGGAGCAUGUAGGGGAGAUGGAGAAUAUGAGAAAUGUUACCAGACAGAAGCAGAAGAACAACUCAAUGCGAUGGACAACUUUUGAUGAUGAUAAUGAGAACUGUCACCCGAAUCUCUUUGACAGUAACACUAGUGGUGGCACCACCAAGGGCUUUAAAAAUUAUCCAGAAUCAGAUUUCUUCCAAGAUCAGAAAGCCUUUUGGAACCAAAGGCAUGGCCCUUUGCUGGAUUAGGUGAAAAACCAACCGAGCAAGUGCCGUGUUAUACCAUUUAUUUGCAUUAUCUUGUUUUACUAUUUAGACAUUUGCAACCAUUUCUAAAGUUUUUAAGAUGUACCAAUGCAUGAACUGUUAUAGAAGAACUCUGUUCUUCUUUGUAAUCUGUAGUGUUUAUGUAUCUAACUGCAGAUCUUCAUGCAUUCCU
Molecule: messenger RNA, 1908 nt
Organism: Hibiscus syriacus
Lineage: Eukaryota; Viridiplantae; Streptophyta; Magnoliopsida; Malvales; Malvaceae
Exons: 4
Coding region: 153-1718 (521 amino acids)
Source: RefSeq, a predicted model, not a curated record